This is a messenger RNA of Varroa destructor (honeybee mite), 1456 nucleotides long. Its product is annotated as replication factor C subunit 4-like. The record is from RefSeq and is a predicted model, not a curated record. Gene Ontology annotation, cellular component: DNA replication factor C complex; nucleus. Gene Ontology annotation, molecular function: DNA clamp loader activity; DNA binding; ATP hydrolysis activity. Lineage: Eukaryota; Metazoa; Arthropoda; Arachnida; Mesostigmata; Varroidae. Gene Ontology annotation, biological process: DNA-templated DNA replication; DNA repair.
AACACAUCGCUCAAUGAAAACAAAUAAUUCAAGUGGUAAUUUAUUGAAAUUCUUGGUUCGUCGCUAAAAGCGCAUUGAAACUUUAAGUUGAGCGAAAUAUAAAAACGCAACGUAGUUUGGCUUUGAAGAUGAUUAUGGCCGAGCUAUCUCUCUGCUAUCCAUGCUCGAAUCAGCUGAAUCUUCGAAUUUGGCGCCAAACGGAGCGCUCACGAUUGAAGCUCGUUUCUGAUUAAAUAUCGGACUUUUCAGUCAACAAAACUUACCUGGAAAUUGAAAUGAGUCGCCAGGAAAAAGACCUACCAUGGAUUGAAAAGUAUCGGCCGAAAACGGUCGAUGAUGUAGCUUCACAGGACGAAGUUGUUUCCGUCUUAAAGAAAUGUCUCACCUCGGGUGACCUGCCCCAUCUUUUAUUUUAUGGACCGCCUGGAACCGGUAAAACGUCCACAAUCCUUGCUCUCGCUAGGGAUCUUUUCGGAACAGAGUUUCGCCAAAGAGUACUUGAGUUAAAUGCCUCAGAUGAGCGAGGUAUCUCCGUUAUUCGAGAUAAGGUAAAAACGUUCUCUCAGAUGACGGCAAAUCAGGGUAAAAUUCGUUACAGGAUUGUCAUUCUCGACGAGGCUGACUCAAUGACUCGAGAUGCUCAGACAGCUCUUCGGCGUAUAAUGGAAAAAUACACAAAAACAACACGCUUUUGUCUUAUCUGUAACUACGUUACCAAAAUUAUACCUCCGCUCAACUCCAGAUGCUCCAAAUUUCGUUUCAAGCCACUGCCUACUCAGGUUCUGAUUGAUAAACUGGACACGAUUUGCGCUAUCGAGAGCGUUUCUUUCGCCAAUAGAAAAUCAGACCUUUGCUUCUUGAUUGAGGUGUCCGAAGGUGAUAUGAGACGAGCCCUGACCCUGUUGCAGAGCGCACAUCGAAUCUGCCGUGACUCCACCGGUGUUACAAAAGAAGAUAUAGGGUCCAUUGCUGGUGUGAUACCGGAUCAGAUUGUGCGAGACCUCUAUUCGGAGCCGGUACUCGAUAGGCUCACCAAAAAGGUUCGGGAGUUUAUUAGAGAAGGUUACUCAGGGGAUCAACUACUCACGCAGCUGCUCCAGGUUGUUAUUGAAGAUGACGCCAUAACCGACAUUAAUAAGGCUAAGCUUCUUGAAAAAAUUGCGGUAGUCGAAUAUCGUUUGAAGGACGGCGCUUCUGAGCUUAUCCAACUACAGGAUCUCGGUGCAACCAUAGUGGAAAUGACGCGAAAAUAACCGAAGAAGCUUCGUUUAAUAGUACUAUUUUAUGACUGGUAGUUUGCCAUGUAUUUUGAUAGGCUUUGCAGAAAUACGUUACGAACAAACUGCGCAUUAACAAAACAAUGUAAAUACACACAUUGAUUUCAAUGAAGAUUAUAGAAAUAAUGAUGCCUACACGAAUAAUACAUAUAAUAAAUUGGAAUAGAAGUUUUGGUGUC